Messenger RNA from Rosa chinensis, 1462 nucleotides. Its product is annotated as putative pentatricopeptide repeat-containing protein At5g36300. Gene Ontology annotation, molecular function: protein binding. NCBI's taxonomy places the organism in Eukaryota, Viridiplantae, Streptophyta, Magnoliopsida, Rosales, Rosaceae. The record is from RefSeq and is a predicted model, not a curated record. Bases 388 to 1005 code for a protein of 205 amino acids. The transcript has 4 exons.
ACAUCACUGAAACUCCCAACCGCCAGAACUGAGUUUCCAAAAGGGCAUAGAGAGAGAGAUGCUAACGCAGUCCCUUUUGUGUCCCAAUUCACCUUCAGUGUCCUCGUCCUCAGGUAGCUUCUUCACUUCUCUCUCUCUCUGUUCUGUCCAACUUGUCUCAGAUACUCUUAGAAACACAAGCUGCAUGCUUCUCUAACUCACUCAAAUCCCAGCGAGGGUGUCAAAGAAUUCAACUUUCUACCUUUAAACGACGAGACUCAUGCAAUUACUGACCACCCAAAUGGCCCAACUCUCGGAGAGGAAAUUUCUUUUGAGUUAUACAACCAUUUGUUACAAGAUUUCUGUAGAGUUGGGCAUGUUGAUGAGGCCCUGGAGUUGUUUACCGAGAUGCAAGAACAAGGAUUAUAUCCUGAUCCGAAAAUGUUUGUUACUAUUAUCAGUAGAUUGGGGGAGCAAGGGAAGUGGGAUAUGAAUCAUAUGAUACAGAAGACCUUUGAGAAUAUGAGAAGCCGAGGGCAUAAAAAAAGUGGGACUAUUUAUGCUGCUCUGGUUGACAUUUAUGGGCAGUAUGGAAAAUUUCAGGACGCAGAAGAGUGUAUAUCUGCACUAAAGGCAGAAGGUCUUGUUCCCUCCGCCAGUAUGUUUUGUGUCUUAGCAAAUGCCUAUGCCCAGCAGGGAUUAUGUGAUCAGACAGUCAAAGUACUUCAGCUCAUGGAAGCCCAGGGAAUCGAACCAAAUGUGAUAAUGCUGAAUGUUUUGAUUAAUGCAUUUGGUAUUGCUGGUAGACAUUUGGAGGCUUUGUCCAUUUAUCACCAUAUAAAAGAAAGUGGUUUAAGCCCCGAUGUAGUUACUUAUACUACCCUUAUGAAGGCGUUUAUUCGAGCAAGGAAGUAUGAUAAGGUCCCUGAGAUAUACAUGGAUAUGGAACAUGCUGGAUGCACCCCAGAUAGAAAGGCUAGACAGAUGUUAGAAGUCGCUUCAUUGGUCCUUCAACAGAGGAAUUGAGAGUAUCCGGAUGGCUUUAAGUGAGUUUGGGAUGCAAUGUGCUCAUGUUGUGUCGUAUGGGUCUAAUUAGAGACCAAACUACUCUUGAUAUUAUCGUUAACUAAGGUUGUCUGAGGCGGCUGUUGAAUCACACUUCAUAAAUGGUGAAACUUUCAGCUAGUGAAAAUUUCUGUUUCUGAUGCAAUACACGGGAGUGAGAUCUCAAAUAUCUUGGUAUUAACUGUAUGAAGUGAAAAAUGUGAGUGAUAUAUCCAACACAACACUCUUUGUGAGCUGCCAACUGUGUUUUCUGAAGCCAAGGCUCGCACCGUCAGAGAUCCAACUUAUAGCUUGUGCUGAACUAAACACAAGCAGAUCUUUUGCUGUUUUGCAGCAGAAUCGAGUGGACCAAUCGAAAUUAUUUUCAUAUUGUACAUGUAACGGAAAACUUGUUCAUAUUUUCACGAGAAAAUCAAUA